UCACAGCAUCUCUCAACAGCUUCCUGGGACCAUCCCUGAUCCGCCAUCCCUUUAAUGACGGGGAGCCCUGGAAACACAUCGACCUCCGUUAUCUCGCAACUAUGGCCGACGUUCCAGCGAUAAUAAACAUCGCGAUUUCAUUGAAAAUCCAACCUAAUGACGGGCCGGUGUUUUAUAAAGUGGAUGGGACCAGGUUCGGCCAGAGCAGGACAAUCAAAUUGCUAACAGGAUCGAAAUACAAAAUCGAGGUGAUCGUGAAACCGGGUAGCGCGGAGGCCACCACAAUGGGGAUCGGUGGAAAGACCUUCCCGUUGGAGCAGCAGUCCAAAGAUGAGGAGCAGAUCAUCUACAAUGGCACCUAUGAUACUGAGGGUGUGCCACACACCAAGAGCGGGGACAGGCAACCAGUGCAGGUCUCCAUAGAGUUCAAAGAUGCCGGCAUGUUUGAGACGGUGUGGCAAGUGAAAUACUACAACUACUACAAGAGAGAACACUGCCAGUUCGGCAACAGCUUCAACUGCAUCGAGUACGAGGCCAAGCCCAACGAGACCCGCAGCCUCAUGUGGAUCAACAAAGAGGUCUUCCUGUAAAACACGAGCGCAGCGGCACAGAAGCAGCAGCAAAUAUGCACAAUAU
Messenger RNA from Rhinichthys klamathensis goyatoka, 636 nucleotides. RefSeq names its product cannabinoid receptor interacting protein 1a (gene cnrip1a). NCBI's taxonomy places the organism in Eukaryota, Metazoa, Chordata, Actinopteri, Cypriniformes, Leuciscidae. Gene Ontology annotation, molecular function: type 1 cannabinoid receptor binding. The coding region runs from base 102 to 590 and encodes 162 amino acids. The transcript is spliced from 3 exons. The record is from RefSeq and is a predicted model, not a curated record. Gene Ontology annotation, biological process: negative regulation of signaling receptor activity. Gene Ontology annotation, cellular component: plasma membrane.